AUGUCAGAAAGGAAAGAAGUGAAGAUGAGCCACCACCUGGUUGUCGUGCCCACCCUGCGGAUACGUGAAUCAAAGACCACAUUGCUGGAUGCACUGGAAAAAUUCAGGAACAAGGAAAUGAACAGGAAAAGUUUAUUCACGCUCAUUGAGCGUAGAAUGGUCAAAGAUGACAUCACCAGAAUCCUGAAGGCCAAUGCAAUUCCAAAUGUUACAGUAAAAGGCACUCUAUGUCAAAAACUGACUCAACUCAUUGAAAAUGGACCAGUUGCAAAAGAAACCCAAAAUUCUAGCUCUGCAACUGCAAGUGCUGCUGGUGAUCUUGAUGUUACACAACACAAAAAAUACCCCUCGAAUCUGGCUGUAUGUGACAGUACCCUUACCCCUCUUCCAGACAAAGUGCGCCUGCUUGAAAGUGACCUGAAAGAUUGGAAGACAGACUGUAAAUGUGAAGCAAACAAAGACGCCCUGCUGAGCACAAUUGACCAGACCCUCCCUGGUUGGCUCCUAGGAUUGCUAGCAUGUGCCUGUGACUCGCGUCUACCUGUCCUUGUCAUCUUGCUGUUUGAUUUUGGAGAAAGGAAUUUGCAGAGUGGCUGCAGAAAUAGGCUCCUCUUGCAGCUAAGCAACCGCUUCCAUGAGUUCAAUGCGCAGCACAAAGCGUGUUCAAUUUCUUCCAAGAUCUCACUGUCUGUUGCCACACGCCCAAGGAGGUCACAAAAUGAGAACAUGGUCAACAUUGUCCACAUGCCAAGCCAAAGUGGUGCUCUAGAUGCUAUCAACCAGAUGUCUGCAGAAUUCAGCCAAAACCUGCUCAACUUCUUCAGCAGGGGCAACAAAGUUGGUGAUGGAAGAAGGAUUGAAGAUUUGGUGUCGGAAACUCCAGGAAAGUGUCAAGUCUUACAGGAAUGUUGCAUUUGCUUUGAGGAAGCUCGUGAUGUCGCUUUCAAUCCCUGCGGCCACGCUGUCUGCUGCAAAAAGUGUGCUCAAAAGUUGUCCAAGUGCCCCAUAUGCCUUAAAAAGAUUGUGAACAAAAUUGAGCUGUAUUUCUCUUAAAUGAUGUCGUCUGAGACGAAGUGUCAUAUCUGUAUUAUGAUAUUGUUAUCUAAUAGCUAAAUAAUUAUAUGAUUCUACCAAAGGCUGAAAGGUGAUAUGAUUUAAAAAUGAAUUUGCUAGAUGCUGCUAAUCUCGUCACUGUAGCUUGUGUUUCUAAAAUUUUAAUUUGUCUACCCAAACCGGACUUGCUUAAGUUUCCAAAUUUCUGAUGUAGCCCUUACUGUAAAUUUAAAUUAAAAAUCUCACGGUUUCUUAAUCAUAGCAUUUCAGAUUUUGAUAUCCUUACCAAAUUUGAGAUGGGUGUAACUUGAUUUUGCAUUUCAGCCUGGUAGCGGUAAAAUUGCGCAACUUUAAACAACCAAACGCGAAUUUCCUUGAUGCAAGAAAAGGGCAACAAUCAAUUCUACACUGAAAAUUUGGGUGUUGAGCUAUGCGCAAUUUUUCCACGACCAGGACGAUUUAAAGCUUUUUAGUUGGUAUCUUGAAAUAAUAUGUCAUCUAGAGUAUAACUCAUCAUUUUUAUUCCUUGUCAUUAAAUGGGAUCAAUCUAUGGCGGUAACCCUAAUUUAUCUGCGUGAAAAUUUGUGCAAAAUAAUCAUAAAUCAUUCUUCUUGUGUAUAACGUUAUAAUACAUUGUCCGAUCACGCACGUUUUCUUGAAAUAAGAAUGUUUGUUUUGCCUUGUUUUCCCGCCUUUGGUUGUGCAAAGUUUACUAACUGCUAGAGAUUAAAAAUGCAUAAUAAUAAAA
Cloeon dipterum is the source of this 1801-nucleotide messenger RNA. RefSeq lists its product as uncharacterized. Bases 1 to 1053 code for a protein of 350 amino acids. The record is from RefSeq and is a predicted model, not a curated record. NCBI's taxonomy places the organism in Eukaryota, Metazoa, Arthropoda, Insecta, Ephemeroptera, Baetidae. The transcript has 5 exons.